AUGAAUUAUAACAUUUACAUAGGACAAUUAUGUGUAAAACCAAAAAUUAUAAAACGAGAAAUAUUGAAAGAUUGGAGAGAUUGCUUAAAUAAUUUAAAUAAUUAUGAAAAUAAUUAUAUUGCAACAUAUGAUACAAAUAAUGUAUGUUCCGUUAUUGAUUCAACAUUUUCUAAUUGGAAUGAAAUUAUAAAUAAUGAAGAUAAAUUUUGUUUAUUUAAAGAUUCUAAUAUGAUAAUACUAUUAAAAAAUGUUUCUAGUAGCAAAUGCACAAGUACUUGCUUACAUGAAAAGAAAUUUAGUAAAUGGAGUAAUUGCAUUGAUUUAGGAAAAGAUAGCUAUCAAAUAAGAGUUAAAGGUAUUUUAUCUAAACCUUAUGGAUUAGAUAAAUGUCUUGGAACAUUAGAAAAGAAAAAUUGCUUCAGCAAAGAAGUAGUAACUGGUGAUUUUUUGAAUGAUACGGCAAGUUGUACUUUUAAUUUUUCUCUGCAUCUUGAUAGAUGUUCGUAUAUAUGUAGCGGUAAUAAUGCUACAAUUCCUCAUGUAUUUAAAAUCUUGCAUAACAAUGUUGAUAAGUAUGGUCUUUCUUGUCCUAUAAAUGAAAAAAUAAUUUUGAUAGAAUUUUGCAAAUACUGUGAAAAAGAAAAAAAAAAGAGGAAUAGUAGUAAUAACAGUAAAGUUAGUUUAGUAGAUCUUAAAAGACAUGAAGAUUUUUCUAUUAACAGUAGUGAAAAAUAUAAAAUACAAAAUAUGCAAAAGCAUUUUCCUCUAUAUAUAUUUAGUUCAGAUUCAAAAUAUGAUUUGAAUUUUAAUAAAAAUAAUUAUAGUUUUGCAUCAUUAGAUUCAAGUACUAAUAAUUCCGAUAUGGUUCCUAUGAAUUUUCUUAUAAGCAAUUCAGUUAUAAAUUUAACAGAUGAUGACUACAAUAAAUUAAUGAAAGAAGGAAGUGUAAAAGUAUAUAAAGAUAAUGAAUUAAUAGAUUAUAAAUAUGAGGAUUUUGAAAUAAAAGAUGAAAAUAAAAUCAAUGAAGAAGAUAAAGUUGAAGACGAGGACAAAGAUGAUUCUUAUGAUGACAUAUAUAACAAAGGCACUAUUUCUGAAAGACUACCAGCAGAUGACUAUAAAGUCCCUAAAAUAUAUAACAAAGAAGGUGAAAUUAAGAAUUAUGUAAUUAUUAUUUCAGUAUUACUCUCAUUAUUAUUAAUAAUUUUUAUUAUAUAUUACUUUGAUCUCAUACAAAAAUUUAAAAGGAUAUUAAGCAAAAAAAGAAAAUCUAAUAAAUCCAUGACUAUAGCUGCCGAAAAAUCGUCAGGUAUUUAUAUUGAUAAUGCCUUUGCAGAGACUACAAAUGUUUAA
Messenger RNA from Plasmodium relictum, 1353 nucleotides. RefSeq lists its product as hypothetical. NCBI's taxonomy places the organism in Eukaryota, Apicomplexa, Aconoidasida, Haemosporida, Plasmodiidae. The coding region runs from base 1 to 1353 and encodes 450 amino acids. The transcript has a single exon. The record is from RefSeq and is a predicted model, not a curated record.